AUGGAAACUGACACCAUCAUCAUCGGGAAUGGCCCCUCCGCCAUGAUCCUCUCCUUCAUCCUCCAUGGCCAUCUCCCGUUUUAUUCCGCCCACCCGCCGCAUCCUGAUCCCCUCCUCCACGCCAAAUUGAAGGAUGCCCCGCAAUUGCUGGAUGUCAAUGUCCCUCUCCUGACCGAGCAUUUUGCCGCCUCGCGGCUGUCCUACUCCACACAAGCCCUCCCCGUCAAUGUCUUGAUGGAUACCCUCGUGCGGCCCAGCGUCGAUGUGGAGGAGCUGGGUUGCACAAGCAACGUGGAAUGGCGGUACCUUCCGCACAAAGCCGUACCACACCUUGUCUUCGGAAAUGCUGCCCAUCCCGGCGGUCAAUGGACCGAGAACCCGAUGCCGGCCAGCUGGGACAUCCAGACCCUCAGCUAUGCGUCCAUGCUGUCUUUGCCGGGGUACUCCUUCGCCACGCACUACCGGCGCACCACGGGCAGGGAAUUGCCUGCUUUCACACGGCCCAGUCGGCAGGAGACGGCGGAUUACUUCCGCGAGUAUCCCAAGGCGGUGCACAUCGACGAUGUGUUCCGAUCACACGAAACCUUGAGGGGCAUUUCGCGGACCGAGACCGGGUUCUUCAUUCAUUCACAUCGCAUCCAUUGCAAGCAUCUGGUCCUCGCGAGCGGGAUCUUCAGUGAGGUCAUCCAGCCGCGCCCCAUGCUGCAGCCGCUGGCUGCGAUGCAGCCCACCCCUGACCAGCCGUUCUUAGUCAUCGGCUCAGGCUUCUCAGCAGCCGAUGUGAUCAUCUCCGCUCCGCGCGACCAGAAAAUCAUCCAUGUAUUUAAAUGGGAUCCCGAGAACCGCCCGUCGCCGCUGCGCGGUUGUCACCAGCAGGCUUACCCAGAAUAUGCCGGGGUAUAUCGUCUCAUGAAACGGGCCGCACUCGCCGCCGAGCCGAGUAAACCAAACAAACGCCCGGUCAAAAUGAAGCGCGCCAUGUCCACAUCCUUCCUGGAGAGCCGACCGUGGGACCAGCUGUACGAAGGCCUCCCCAAUACCGAGAUCAUCCGGGUGGACAUGCACGGGGACUCGGCAACGGUGACGUUCCGUCGGAGCGAUGGGACGACCUUCGACCGUACAGUUCGGGGCAUGGUGUACGCCACCGGUCGGCGGGGCUCGCUGGGUUAUCUGGAUCACCCCCUUCUCGCAGAGGUGCUGGGCCGGAAAGACACGGGGACUGAGAUAGAUCCCACCAUCACUGGCCAGACGCUGCGCAACAAAGCCCUAGACAAUGUGGAAGUGGCCCCGGAUGUGUUCAUCAUCGGUAGCUUGACGGGCGACUCGCUCAUUCGGUUUUCCUAUGGCAGUUGUGUGCAGGCGGCAGGCAAGCUGGUGAACACGCACUCGGGGGUAGAUACGGUGCGGCCGACACCGGUAGCGACGCCUCCCACUGUCGGUGUGAUGCAUGGCAUCGAUGGGCAUGAUGUAUAUCCUGAACCGGCGGUUCGCAAAAGAGCCAAUUCCGAGAUAGAGUCCUCGGAUCCUGAGAAGCCUGGGGAUCUGGGACUGCUUGGUACUAUAUGGACGACGCUUAUGAAGAUAUGGAGAUGA
Messenger RNA from Aspergillus terreus NIH2624, 1593 nucleotides. RefSeq lists its product as uncharacterized. The coding region runs from base 1 to 1593 and encodes 530 amino acids. The transcript has 2 exons. The record is from RefSeq and is a predicted model, not a curated record. Lineage: Eukaryota; Fungi; Ascomycota; Eurotiomycetes; Eurotiales; Aspergillaceae.